AGCCGUGCUGCGUUCCCACAACUGUGCUGCUAUCCUCCUGGAGCAGCUACGUACCUCUCCCAGCCUUACGGUCGUGGUUAAUGUGUGCGGCGUGCUGGGUGCCCUCUCCUCCAUGCCGCCCUGUGAUGUGAAACUCGGGGGCACCCUCCUGCUCGAAUCAGCGGCUACUGACCACACUCUCCUCAUUCGCCUGGGUGCCCUGGACAUACUGCGCCGACUGUCACAGUCUCGGCACCAAUUGGUGGUCAACAGUUCCAAGUUGCCCCUCGAGAAUCUGGGGCGUGCACAGAUGCUC
Dibothriocephalus latus is the source of this 295-nucleotide messenger RNA. Lineage: Eukaryota; Metazoa; Platyhelminthes; Cestoda; Diphyllobothriidea; Diphyllobothriidae. The record is from the annotation of a GenBank genome assembly.